AUGAUGUUUAAAACUGGUUGGGAUGGUGCAUCUGCAUUUACGUCACAGUCUACUAAGGGGGCUGGGGCAUUGGCUACGGCUGGUGUUGAGACAGUGUUUGUGGUGGUUGCUGUACUACUAGCCGCCGUGCUAUUAGCAACAGCGCUAUCAGCUGUGCUGCUGCGACUACUGCUCAUGCUCGGACUCGGAGCAGGAGCACAUGAAGCAGAGGCAGACGCAGUAGCUGUAGCAGGCUUGUUUGCAGACUUGAAAUAG
Xyrichtys novacula (pearly razorfish) is the source of this 255-nucleotide messenger RNA. The record is from the annotation of a GenBank genome assembly. NCBI's taxonomy places the organism in Eukaryota, Metazoa, Chordata, Actinopteri, Labriformes, Labridae.